This is a messenger RNA of Eurytemora carolleeae, 5721 nucleotides long. Its product is annotated as tyrosine-protein phosphatase 69D. The record is from RefSeq and is a predicted model, not a curated record. Gene Ontology annotation, biological process: protein dephosphorylation. Bases 100 to 4515 code for a protein of 1471 amino acids. NCBI's taxonomy places the organism in Eukaryota, Metazoa, Arthropoda, Copepoda, Calanoida, Temoridae. The transcript has 16 exons. Gene Ontology annotation, molecular function: protein binding; protein tyrosine phosphatase activity.
UUAUUGUGAUUAAGUUGUCAAGAAUUUCAGAUGAUAGUUAAGAAUGAACAGACAUGUUGACUUUUUUGUUGAAACAGCCGUAAAACGAAGAUAAUUAAAAUGUAUCGAAGAUUGGUUUUUAUUCUUUUUCUGCCCUGCAUUUUCUCAUAUAGAUUAAGAGAAAAUCCACGAGUUGGGCUGAAACGUCACAACAAAGAGCACAAAAGAGAACAGUCAGACAAACAGAGAAGACACACCUAUACCCAGCUGUUACGAUCAUCUCGUCUACUAGAAGAUGAACAGUACGAUGAUCUGUUCAGUUCAAGAGUUGAGCUUAAAGAUUCUGAAGUAUACAGAGGAGCGAGAGAAACUGCUAGAGCUCAAGGAGCACCAGAUAUACUCAAACAGGUUUUACUUGGAGGUGAAGUAGAAUUUAAUUGUUCUGUUGAAUAUCUGGCAGAUAUUACUGAACUGUCUCUCUGGUGGAUUAAAGAUGGAACUAAUAUCAGUCAAGAAGCUGGGAAAUAUAGUAUUGAGGUUUCCAAGACAAGUGACGGCCUGGUAUCUAGUGAACUGACUGUUGAGAAUAUAGAUUGGUCUGAUACUGGAGUAUACCAGUGUAAAGCUGGAGAUGGAGGAGAUGGUCUCAUUGAAGGAGAUCUUGCACAUCUAGUUGUACACAGCAAACCAAAGAAUACAGAACGAGUUGGAGGCUCCGGACCUGUAAACAGUACACUAGAACUCUCCUGUAGUUUCCAGGGAUAUCCUCGACCCAACAUUAGCUGGUUGUACCAGGGGAACGCCGUGAGGGAGAACCAGCUCAAGUACGAGAUCACUGAGGACUACUCCUCGGAUAAAACCGUUAAAUCCCUUCUCAAAAUCAUCAAUCUCAGCCACUACGACAACGGGACCUACAUCUGCUAUGGAGAAAAUGCGCAUAACUCGGACACAGCUUUUGUAUCCGCGUUGGUGUUUGAUACCCCUGAGCUGGUUGUAGAAACUAUUAUUCCAGUGACCUCUAGUAAACUUUACCUGAACUGGACUGUAACCAGCUGGAACCUGCCGGUCCGUCAAUAUUUUCUCCACUUUAGGGAGGAGGGGGAGAAUGCCUGGGAGUAUCAUCAGGUUUCUGAGAUAGACCCUGAGAGCACUAGUUUUCUAAUGUCCAACCUGACCGCGGAUAAAAGCUACCAAAUCAAGCUGGCCGCCAGCAACGAGAUCGGGACGGGAGAAUUCUACCUGUAUCCGGAGCAGGUUAAAACCCUGGACUUUGAUCCUGAAUUCAUCCCUGAAAUCUCCAUCAAGGGGAUAACUAAGAACUCCAUCUCUGUCGGAUGGAACGACCCACCCGAGAAGGUUGCAAAACAUAUUCAUUUCUACAGAGCAACCAAGGGAAGCGGAGAGUUUAUCUCCGAAGUUAUUCAUAAACAGCCAUAUCCUCUCCAUCUUUGGAGUAACCUAGACUCCGCUACAACCUACGAGUUCACUGUCUCCGCCUGCAACGAGUACAGCAUGGAGUGUUCCUCCCCAAGUGAAGUUAUGUCAGGAACAACCUAUGACGGAAAGUCCGGUCCGCCGGCCGAUGUUCGGAUGAGUUGUCGGUCCGAUAACAUCUCCAAUAUGAACUGGGUUGAUGUAAGAUGGCAGCCUCCUCUUGAACCUAACGGAGUGAUUGAGUUCUACAAUGUAGAGCUGACGGGAAGCUCGAGGUUCCAGGACGAGAACGGGAAGAAGACUGUGAUCUCGACCUCGCCUCAGACCAAGACGGAGGACGCAGCGGGAAAUGCGACCUUGAGGAUGACAAGAUUUGAUUUCCUGGAUCCAAAUACUAACUAUAGUGUCAAGGUUUGUGCUGUGACUGGUAGUAAAGAGUGUGGAGCCUGGAGCUCGGAUGCAUGUAACAUGAAACCUAGAGCUCCUCUGGAACCUGAACUCAACAGGUUUAGUUGGACUGCAGAGGAAAAGGAGGAGAAGAACCUCUUCAAACUCUCAAUUCCAAAGCUGUCAGGACGUAACGGAGGGAUCUGUUGUAUCCGGGUGGUUAUGGUUAAACUCAAGACCGGAGAAAGUAUAUCCAACCUGCCAACUGAUCCUGGGAAGCUCAAACUGACCAACUACGCUGCGGCUCAUACAGACCAGGGUUGGGGAGCGUAUCUAGCUGAGGUUAUAUCUCCAAUCUAUAUGGGUCGGGACGUGUAUGUCGGAGACGGAAAGAACACGGCUGCACUAGGAUUAGGAAACUGCCCUGAAUGCCAUCCUUACAGCCGGGAUAUACACAAGAGGUUUACCAACCCGGAUGUGUCCGAAGCUGCAAUUAUUGAGGAUGGUGUCCUCGACGCGGCCAACAACUACACCGCCUUUAUCGAGGUUGUUAUCGUCGGCGGUGGAGUUGGACGUUCUGCGUACAUGGUUUCUAGAAAACCAGGAAUCGACUCCGAACCUGUUAAAGUCAAUACCGUCCUAGUCUCGGUACUGGGUGUAUUGGCAGGGUUGGUUCUUGUUGCUCUAAUCCUUCUCAUGGUCUUAUUUAUACUUAGAAGAUACUCAAAGCAGGUUGCAACCCAACAAGGUGUUGAAAUGGAUCUUAAACAUACUUUCCGACACUUCUGCUCAACACUUAGAGGCGUAGGACAUUCACAGUUUCUGCUGACACAAGAGAACUUUGCAACCCCUGACUUGCCGCCGAUAGAUAAGUCAGGGAUGGUAGCAGCCUACCUAGAGCGCCACAAGGACAGCGACUACGGGUUCCAGAGCGAGUUUGAGAGCCUGCCGGAGAGUUAUAACGACCGAACUACACAGGCGUGUGAUCUACCCUGCAAUAAACCGAAGAACAGGUAUCCGGAUAUCAAGGCUUAUGAUCAGACCAGGGUUAAACUAUCAGCUACGGAUGAUGUCGACGGAUCAGAUUAUAUCAAUGCUAACUUUGUAGUGGGGUAUAAGGAGCGUAAGAAAUGGAUUUGCACACAGGGCCCUCUCAUCUCAACCCUGGAGGACUUCUGGAGGAUGAUCCACGAGCAGGGGGUGGAGAUUAUCAUCAUGUUGACUAACUUGGAGGAGUACAACAGGAUCAAGUGCGCGCAGUAUUGGCCCGGGGCCGGGAACUCCGUCUUCGGCCAGGUCACCGUUGGAUUCGUCGAGGAGAAACGAUAUUCGGACUUUGUAAUCCGCGAACUCACACUCUCGGUUCACGGCAGUAAAUCUCGGACAAUCUAUCAGCACCACUACCUCCAGUGGAAGGAUUUUAACGCCCCUGAGCACGCCCCUGGGAUGUUGAAGUUUGUGAAGAGAAUAAAUGAAGCGUGGUCGGGUUCUAGUCCUAUUCUAGUCCACUGUAGUGCAGGGGUGGGAAGGUCUGGCACACUCAUUGCUAUUGACAGUUUGAUACAGAAUCUGGAUGAGGAGGGAAGUAUCUCUAUAUUUCAAACAGUGUCAGAUCUACGACGACAGAGGAAUUAUCUGGUUCAAAGUGUUAAACAAUAUCAGUUUGUUUACAGGGCUAUCAUGGAAUACUCACAGUUUGGGGAUACAGAAUGCGAAGCCAGCAAACUCAAGGAGAGCUGGGUUCAGCUGGCCCAGGAAGAGGAUGGAUUGAAGAAACAGUUUGAAAAACUUUCAAUGGUUGUUGACGAUAGAAAGGCGUUGUCUGUAGCUACUAACCCUGAGAAUAGAACUAAAAACGGGAACGAUGGUAUUGUUCCUUAUGAUAGGAACAGGGUUAUCCUUACACCAGACGGAGCCAGACCGCACUCGACUUAUAUCAACGCAUCAUUUAUUGAGGGAUAUCAUAACGAUGAAUCUUUCAUCAUUAGUCAGGAUCCUCUACAGGAAACUGUUAUGGAUUUCUGGCGUAUGGUUGUAGAACACAACGUGUCUACCAUGGUAGUACUGAGUAGUGUCGGUGAGUGUUGGGUGUACUGGCCGGACCAGGAGGAGAAGACAAGGGAGUUCGGGUACAUUGUCGUCACACACACUGCACAGGAAAACAGGGUCGCAUACAUCAAGAGGGAGUUCACUGUUUACAAUAAAAAGUCGUUUGAAGAGGUUCAGCUGACCCAUUUUCAUUACACUGAAUGGCCUGGAGGUGAAGAGGAUACAGUUCCUAGUUCUACUCAUGGUCUUCUUGGUCUUACAGAGCAUGCUCUUGCUCACCAGGAGCAAGCUAGUCUUACUGGACCCAUAGCUGUACACUGCAGAUAUGGUUCCUACCGGUCUAGCAUCUACGUGGUCUUGUCUGUUCUGGUACAGCAGAUUAAGAAGGAGGCACGCUGUGACGUAUUCACUGGAGUCAGGAAACUCAGGGCUCAGAGACAAGGGAUGAUUCAGGACUUAACUCAGUAUGAGUUUGUACACCGAGCAAUAGCUGACUAUGUUGAGUUGUACAUGAAUAAGGAAGAAGAGUACGAGUACAGUGUACCGGUGGGUACAAUGGGUACCCUUGGUACUGGAACUUCAAGAUCUGGUAAAUCUGUUCAGUCCACCAAAUCUAAUGGUUCUGGUCCCUACUCGGUACCCGUGGGAACUACAGGGUCCAGCUGAUACAGGGACCCGGAGACGGUAGGAUCUUCGUCUCACAUCAACACUUACGAGAACGUGUCCUGGACCCGGAGAAAACAUAGAACCGGAGAAACUGGAACCGAACUCGAGGUUUCAGUCCUCCUCCAUCCUCGGCCUUGCUCCGAUACUAUAGAUUCACCAGACCAGAUCUCACCAGAUACUCACCCGUACUCUCCAACCCACCCAGAUACUCAACCCUUCUCUCCAACCCACCUGGAUACUCAACCAUACUCUAUAACAUAUCCGAAUACUCAACCUUCUCCAACCUACCCGGAUACACUUAUUUACUCUCCGACCCACCUCGUUACCCAGCCCUACUCUCCGACCUACCCUGAUGCCCAGCCCUACUCUCCAACCUACCAUGACAACAAAUCAUGCCCGGAUUCUCCGGAAAAUCAAAAAUUUGAGUUUGAACUUGACACCGGGUCGGGAUGUACUCCUAGACACGUGUUCCCGGAGCCAAGACGCACAAUGUAACCGGUAAAACCGGGUUCAAGUCGUGUAACGCUAUUUUCAAAAAACCAAACAAACCAAAUAUUUUGUUUGCUUCCUACUAUAGUUACCUUGAAUAUGCAAAGACAGUCCAUAUUCUUAGUUCUCAAAUCAAUUGAAAAAAAAUUGCGGAAAAUAUCAAAAUUUUUCUAUUAGUCAGCUUUUGUUUACUCUGAGUGCAACAAACCUAUUGAAUCUUUCCUGGAAAUAUCUUAAAUAAUUACGCUGUUUUGCUCGUUUUUUAAACUUUGCCACCGUUUUUUAUACAUAAACCCCUGCUGAAGUAUUUAUAUUUUGUGUACUGCUUUGUACUGUAUUGUACUGCACAAUUGUUAAACCCCUUGGUCAGUGCUUCGGACCUCAAAAGCCUGUUCUGCCUAAAUCUUGGAUCCAAUAUACUCAAAUGUGUUGUGUGGAAAACGGCAUGUUUUUUAAAAUAUCAAUUAUGUUUCUUAUAACUGUUUAUAUUUUCUUAAACGAAACAAAUUUUUUGCCAAAUAGUAGAAAAAUAGAGCUUCUUGACUUUCAUUAGAAAAAUAGAGGUUUCUGGUAUUAAUUAGUAGAAAAAAAUGAAAUCUAAACCAAACUUCGGGAUAUUUUCAAGAAUUCUCAGAAAAAAUGACGGAUUAAAAUAGCCGAAUACAACUGGCGACUUUUUUUUUUACUUUUUCUUAUAGUUUAAUCAAGCCUAUUAUG